Molecule: messenger RNA, 1035 nt
Organism: Naegleria fowleri
Lineage: Eukaryota; Heterolobosea; Eutetramitea; Acrasida; Naegleriidae
Exons: 1
Coding region: 1-1035 (344 amino acids)
Cellular component (GO): cytoplasm
Molecular function (GO): GTPase activity
Source: RefSeq, a predicted model, not a curated record
AUGCCUUUCGGUCAAGUCGUGGUGGGACCUCCGGGCAGCGGAAAAUCAACCUAUUGCAACGGAAUGCAGCAAUUUAUGAGAGGAAUCGGAAGAAAAGUUGUUGUGGUUAAUAUGGAUCCAGCUAAUGAGGGAUAUACCUAUGAAUGUGGAGUGGAUAUUCAAGAUUUAAUUUGUGUUCAACCUGUGAUGGAGGAAUUAAAAUUGGGCCCAAAUGGAGCCUUGAUUUAUUGUAUGGAAUAUUUGAAGGAACAUUUGGAGGAUUGGUUGAAAGUACAAUUGAAGCCCUAUAUUGUAGAUGAUUCUUAUUAUGUCAUUUUUGAUAUGCCGGGACAAAUUGAAUUAUAUACACAUUAUAAUGUUGUAAAGGAUAUUUGUGAUGUUUUAGUGAAUAAGUGGCACUUUAGAUUAUGUGCUGUAAAUUUGGUAGAUGCUCAUCAUUGUACAGAUGCCUCUAAAUAUAUUUCUGUUCUCAUGGUUUCUCUUUCGAUUAUGAUUAGAUUGGAAUUACCUCAUGUCAAUAUUUUGUCAAAGAUCGAUCUGAUAGAACAAUAUGGAAAAUUGGCUUUUGACAUUGACUUUUACACGGAUGUUCAAGAUUUAUCUUAUCUUGUGCAAAGUAUUGGGCGAAAACCUGAGUCACACAUUGAUGGAGAAGCUAAUUCCAAUCCAAUUGAAUCUGAUGAGGAUGAAAAUGAUGAUGACGAAAAACAUGAUAUGCAAGAUGAGGAAAGUUUUGAAUCAAAAAUAGCCAAACGAAAACGAAAAUACAAGACGAGAUUCAGAAAGCUAAAUCAAUUAAUGGCAGAUGUCAUUCAGGACUAUUCUCUAGUUUCAUUUUGUACUUUGAAUAUUCAAGAUAAGGAGAGUGUGUUAAACGUGUUGAAAACGGUCGAUAAGGCCAGUGGAUAUGUCUUUGGAGCAUGUGAACAGGAUAAUACUUCAAUUCUGGAUGUCGCUUCCUCCAAUCUAAAAUGGGCGUAUGAAGCAAACGAUGAUGUUCGAACUAAGUACUUGAAAGAACACAAUGAUGAAUAA